GAAGCAUAGGGCGGAGCUUCGCGGCAGUGUUUGGCUGGCACGAGAGUUUUUCUGUUGGUUUAUGUUCAGCUUUCAUGACUCCACAAUGGGAGCUGGUAUCUCUACCUCGAUGGGAGAUGACGGCAUACUGGUUUCUCUCCUUCUCCUCCCAUCUCUAUUAUUUCUACCAGUUGCACAGGUUUUCUAAAGAGCAUGAGGUCAGCCUGGACAGAGAGGUGCAGCUGGAGAGAGGAUUCCUUAUAUGGGGAUUCAAGAAGGACCCUACAGAUUUCGAGUGGAGUUUUUGGAAUGAGUGGGCGUGGCAAUCUCUUUUGUGGUCUUUGAUUGGCCACGCUGUGCUGUCCAGAUUGGCAGAUUAUUUUUUGCCUCGGUUCCGACUGGCAGUCAUAACGGUGUAUGGCUUCCUCUCAGCUGGUUGGCUUCUCGAAGUGCGGGGCUUGACUGUCUUGAUGCUGCAUCUGAGCAUCUCAUUGGUGGUUGCUCAGCUACGUAUCCCCAUCCUCUCAUGGUUUUGCUCCCUCCUGCUGCUCUCCGCACUCAAUGUCACUGCCCUCCAGGAUUUACAGCGUGGUUGGUACACGUCUGAAGACCAGUACUACCUCUUGCUCUUUAGUACAGCCGUUUGUAGCUUGCGCUGCAUUAGCUUUAGUCUGGAGCUGUGCUGGCACCCCCUGCAGGCCGGAGGACCAAACCACUGCUCCCAUCUAGAGGAAAAAAGACUGAAGACUCUGAUUUUUCAGUUCUACAAGCUCACUGCCUACUGUUUCUAUCACCCCCUGUUUUACAAUGGACCCAUUGUGACCUACAGAGACUUCAGUGAACAGAUAGAGAGGCCGGUGUGUAAAGUCUCUGUGGUGUAUGUGUUGAGUGGAAUACUGCGUGUGUGUGUCUGGUGGUGUAUAGCCAAAUUCAUGAUCCACUUCAUGUACAUGCACGCCAUCCAGAGCAACGAAACCUACCUGGAGAUGCUGCCGCCCUGGGCGCUGGGUGGUUUGGCUCUUGCAUUGGUCCAGUUUUUUUACAUAAAGUAUCUAGUCUUGUUUGGAGCGGUGUCUCUGCUUGUCAGACUCGAUGGACUGGAGCCGCCAAAGUUACCACGCUGUGUCAGCAUCGUGUACAGCUUCACUGGGAUGUGGAGACACUUUGACGUGGGGCUUUACAAAUGGCUCAUCAGGUACAUAUAUGUGCCAUUGGGCGGCUCUCAUCACGGUGUGUUCCGGAAACUCGUCUCCACAGCGCUGGCGUUUGGGUUUGUGUGUUUCUGGCAUGGUUACCAUGACUACCUGCAGUACUGGGCCGUGCUGAACUGGGUUGGGGUGUUGGUGGAGAACGUUCUCGCACUCCUCUUUUCCGCUCGUCCUCUUCAUCACGUUAUUGUGCGUUGUCUGUCACCUCGGAUGCAGAGGCAUGGCCUAGCGCUUAUCUCCGCCCUCUCCACUGCUUUUCUGAUUCUGUCCAAUCUGUUUUUUCUGGGUGGGAUCCAUGUGGGCAGAAUCUUCUGGAAGAGGGUGUUUGUCGAAGGCUGGUCUUCUGUGGCCGUUCCAGUGGUUGCUUUUCUCUAUUGCUUUGCUCAAGUUGGUAUUGAGUGGGACAUGAGAUGACAACACUCCUCAGUGCAGAAUCAUGGGAAGGCAAAGUUUCUCACAGAAAACACUAUGGUAUUUACAGUUUUACCAUAGUUUGGACCAAUCACAAUGUGCACAACCAGCGUUCCUAUCUACUCCUACAAUAUCACGUGUUUGUAUAGUAGUAAUGCUGUAUUUGACCAGCGUGUCUGUGUGUGGAAAUGAAAUGGUGUGAGUGCUUCAGGUGUGUGUUUGAUGGUUAAUCCUGUCGCUGCUUUAUUUAUGAGUUUGUCUGAACACUGAUGGUGACACAUGUCUCUGAUCAGCGGCCAGGAUAUAGCCUGACCAUUGCUCUCUCUCUCUCCCUCGUCCCUCCAUCUGUGUAGAUUUCCAUCCUCUCAUUCAUUUUGUCCCUCUGAUCUUUCUUGUCCUGAUCUCUCCAUCUCGUACAUUCUCUCAUUCUCCUUGUGUAUACCUACUUCUAUCUUCUUACUAACAGCUCAAGCUGCUCUAUGUGGUUAAUUAGAUCAGUGAUCUGCUAGCCUGGAGUUUCUCCUUUAUUAGAGAGAGGUACGACAUGUGUGUGUUUCAGUAUUAUAGGGGGAUUACACUUUAAAGAGCUUUAUCUCUGCAGCGUACCUUUAUCAGCAUCAGAUUAAUCAUUCAUAAUCCCUUCACAAAAAUCUCUCUCUCUCUUCAUUUCAAUUUUAGUGUUCUUUAUUGGCAAGAUAAAACUGUAUAUUUGCAUUACCAUAUGAAUAAA
Messenger RNA from Sinocyclocheilus rhinocerous, 2328 nucleotides. Its product is annotated as protein-cysteine N-palmitoyltransferase HHAT-like. Lineage: Eukaryota; Metazoa; Chordata; Actinopteri; Cypriniformes; Cyprinidae. The record is from RefSeq and is a predicted model, not a curated record. The transcript has 12 exons. Gene Ontology annotation, molecular function: palmitoyltransferase activity. Gene Ontology annotation, biological process: protein palmitoylation. Gene Ontology annotation, cellular component: endoplasmic reticulum. Bases 75 to 1601 code for a protein of 508 amino acids.